Sinocyclocheilus grahami is the source of this 3786-nucleotide messenger RNA. RefSeq names its product rap guanine nucleotide exchange factor 2-like. The record is from RefSeq and is a predicted model, not a curated record. The transcript is spliced from 26 exons. Gene Ontology annotation, biological process: small GTPase-mediated signal transduction. Lineage: Eukaryota; Metazoa; Chordata; Actinopteri; Cypriniformes; Cyprinidae. Gene Ontology annotation, molecular function: guanyl-nucleotide exchange factor activity; protein binding. Bases 1 to 3786 code for a protein of 1261 amino acids.
AUGGCAUCAGAUGGCACAUGUCCGGAUGACAUUGGCACGUGUUGGUACAUUCUGCUUUCUGGAUCGGUCUUCAUCAAAGAGUCCAUGUUCCUGCCACGCUCCAGUUUUGGGAAGAGGUCUGCUGGGAGUUUACGUCGUGGAUGCGAGUGCAUCGUUCUGGAGCCAUCCGAGAUGAUUGUGGUGGACUAUAUGGAUGAGAAUGAGGAGUAUUUCCAGCGGCAGGCAUCGCACCGACAGUCCCGCCGAAGGUUUCGUAAGAUCAACCAGAAGGGCGAGAGACAGACCAUCAUCGACACCGUAGACCCCUAUCCUGCCGGCAAGCCGCCCGUUGCACGGCGAUACCAUACGGAAUGCGUUAAGGCUCAGCUGCCGGCAGACUUCAGCAGAUUACACCUGGCAGACGGGAUUCACCCCCAGGUGACACAAGUUUCCUCCAGCCACUCAGGAUGUAGCAUCACCAGUGAUUCUGGGAGCAGCAGCCUGUCGGACAUUUACCAGGCCACAGAGAGUGAGCCCGGCGACAUGGACCUCAGUGGCCUGCCCGAGACAGCCGUUGACUCCGAGGAGGAUGACGAUGAAGAAGACAUCGAACGUGCCUCUGAUCCCCUCAUGAGUCGAGAUAUUGUCCGAGACUGCCUGGAGAAAGACCCCAUGGACCGAACGGAUGAUGACAUAGAGCAACUGUUGGAGUUCAUGCACCAGCUACCGGCCUUUGCCAACAUGACCAUGUCUGUCAGGAGGGAGCUUUGUGCUGUUAUGGUGUUCGCUGUGGUGGAACGGGCCGGCACAGUCGUCCUUAAUGAUGGCGAAGAGCUGGACUCAUGGUCUGUGAUUCUGAACGGCUCAGUGGAGGUGACGCACCCAGAUGGCCGGACGGAAAUCCUGUGCAUGGGCAACAGCUUCGGUGUGUCCCCCACCAUGGAGAAAGAGUACAUGAAAGGGGUGAUGAAGACCAAGGUGGAUGACUGCCAGUUUGUUUGCAUAGCACAGCAAGAUUACUGCUGUAUCCUUAAUCAAGUGGAGAAAAACAUGCAGAAGGUGGAAGAGGAGGGUGAGAUUGUGAUGGUGAAGGAACACCGAGAGCUUGACCGCACAGGCACCAGAAAAGGACACAUUGUCAUCAAGGGCACACCGGAGCGUCUUACCAUGCACCUUGUAGAAGAGCACUCGGUAGUGGAUCCCACCUACAUCGAGGACUUCCUGCUUACCUACCGCACCUUCCUGCCAAGCCCCAUGGUGGUAGGCAAGAAACUGUUGGAGUGGUUCCAUGACCCCAGCCUCAGGGACAAGGUUACACGGGUAGUCUUGCUGUGGGUAAACAAUCAUUUCAACGACUUUGAGGGUGACUCCGCAAUGACGCAUUUUCUUGAGGAGUUCGAGUACAAUCUGGAGAGAGAGAAAAUGUGUGGGCACCUAAGACUGUUAAACAUAGCAUGUGCUGCCAAAGCUAAGCUGCGGGUGGUGACCCUGACCAAACCCUCGAGGGAAGCACCCCUGUCUUUCACCCUGCUGGGGGGUUCAGAGAAGGGCUUUCGCAUUUUCAUUGACAGCGUGGAGCCAGGCAGCAAAGCUGCAGAGGCCGGACUUAAACGAGGAGAUCAGAUACUAGAGGUCAAUGGGCAAAACUUUGAAAAUGUGCCGUUAUCCAAAGCUAACGAGAUUCUCAAAAACAACACGCACCUGUCCAUUACUGUGAAAACCAAUCUCUUAGUGUUUAAGGAGCUACUGGCCAGGCCUGACCAGAACCAGGAGCAAGAACAGGAGGAGGAGCCAGACAGGAAGAACGGGGCACCUCACAUCCCCAAAAUCGGGGACAUUAAGAAAGCCAGCCGCUACUCCAUCCCUGACCUGGCUGUGGAUGUGGAGCAGGUCAUGGGUCUUGAGAAAGCUAGUAAGAAAGCCAAGGCCAAUACCGUGGGUGGCAGAAACAAGCUGAAGAAGAUCUUCGACAAGACACUGACCAGUAUUCUUCCACCCAAACCUUACAAUGAUGUUGGCGUGGGACAGUCCCAGGAUGACAGUAUUGUCGGGCUAAAGCAGUCAAAGCAGAUCACUCCUGCUCUUCCUGUCAGUGGAAACCUUUCAUCAAGCAACCCUGACCUAUUGCAGUCACACCACCGCAUACUUGACUUCAACAACCAGCCUGAAGCAGUCCCUAUAAACAUGUCAGACCAGGUAUUGAGAGUGUUCAAGGCAGACCAGCAAAGUCGGUACAUCAUGAUUGGGAAGGACACCACAGCAAAAGAAGUCGUAGCCCAGGCCAUCCGAGAGUUUGCCUUGACCGCUGCCCCUGAAGCAUAUUCGUUGUGUGAGGUGUCAGUCACUCCUGAGGGUGUCAUCAAGCAGCGGCGACUCCCUGAACAACUCUCCAAACUGGCCGACAGGAUCCAGCUGAGUGGAAGGUACUACCUGAAAAGCAACAUGGAGACAGAGACACUGUGCUCGGAUGAAGAUGCCCAGGAACUACUACGGGAGAGCCAGAUCAGCCUGCUGCAGCUUAGUACAGUGGAAGUGGCGACCCAGCUGUCCAUGCGUGCCUUUGAGCUGUUCUGUGCCAUCGAGCCCACCGAAUACAUUGAUGACCUCUUUAAGCUCAAAACCCGUCUUACCAGGCCCCCCAGCCUCAAGCUCUUUGAGGAGGCCAUCAAUCGGGAGACCUUCUGGGUGGCCACAGAGGUGGUACGUGAGACCUACCAGCUCAAACGGAUGAAGAUCAUCAAGCACUUCAUUAAGAUCGCACUGCAUUGCCGCGAGUGCAAGAACUUCAACUCCAUGUUUGCCAUCAUCAGUGGUCUGAACUUGGCACCAGUGUCCAGACUGAGAGGCACAUGGGAGAAGUUGCCCAGUAAAUAUGAGAAGCUGUUUAGUGAUCUUCAAGAUCUAUUUGAUCCCUCCAGGAAUAUGGCGAAGUACCGGAAUCUUCUAAACAGCCAGAACCUGCAGCCACCCAUCAUCCCACUUUUCCCUGUAAUCAAGAAGGAUCUCACCUUCCUGCAUGAAGGAAAUGACUCAAAGGUAGAUGGUUUGGUGAACUUUGAGAAACUGCGGAUGAUUGCUAAAGAGAUCAGACACGUAGGCCGAAUGGCAGCUGUAAACAUGGACCCUGCUCUGAUGUUCAGAACCAGGAAGAAGAAAUGGAGAAGUUUAGGGUCACUCAGUCAGGGUAGUGCCAAUGCGGCCGUCCUGGAUGUAACCCAGACGGGCGGGCACAAGAAGCGGGUCAGACGGAGUUCCUUCCUCAAUGCCAAGAAGCUGUACGAGGACGCACAGAUGGCACGCAAGGUCAAACAAUACCUCUCCAACCUCACCCUGGAGACGAAUGAAGAGAGCCUGCAGACACUCUCAAUUCAGUGUGAGCCUUCAGUCAACACAUUGCCGAAGAGUUCCGGGGACAGGAAGAGACCCGACACAUCGCCUGUAGUUGCACGGGCCGCCAUUCACCAGCGCCAGCAGCUUCAGAAAGCCAACCAGGCGCUUCAAGUGCCUGCCGUAGCCCUCUACCCAUCACGCAAGAAAGUGCCAGUCAAAGACUUGCCGCCAUUUGGCACAAGCUCACCACAGUCUCUGAAAAAGAUACUGUCCCUUUCAGAGGAGGCAGGAGAGAGACACAGGAAACCAACAGAGGACAGUGUGUCCAACAACUCCUCACAGCUGUCAUCUCCUCCCACAUCCCCUCACAGCUCACCUAAGAAAGCCAUUGCAUCUAUGAGAAGCCACAGUAUGAAGGGUUUUUCCUCCUUCUGUAGAAAAUCACCUAAAGGUAACAGGUCCUGGAUGCAGAUUUAA